Messenger RNA from Daldinia loculata, 1897 nucleotides. RefSeq names its product glycoside hydrolase family 13 protein. NCBI's taxonomy places the organism in Eukaryota, Fungi, Ascomycota, Sordariomycetes, Xylariales, Hypoxylaceae. Gene Ontology annotation, molecular function: alpha-amylase activity; calcium ion binding. Gene Ontology annotation, biological process: carbohydrate metabolic process. The transcript is spliced from 3 exons. Bases 350 to 1735 code for a protein of 461 amino acids. The record is from RefSeq and is a predicted model, not a curated record.
CCUAGAGUUCCAUACUUCGCUGAGAUCCCGUAGUUCUUCGAAAACGUUGUUUCAGAGUAUUUUAUGCUAUAAAACCCUAGUAUAAUAGUUAAGAUGUUUUAAAAUGCGUUGUUCUAUUCAGAAUCAGAAGCCCUGUUCUGUAUCGUGCACGUCCGAAAGACUAACAUUAUUAUAGGGGGCGUACUGUAGUUUCGUGCGAUCACAAUCGUGAGCCACGCCGCCCCCGUACUAUAAGUGUAUCGAUGAACUCCAUCCUUUUCCUUUCUUUCUCUCCCUUCUCUUGAGCCACCCCCAACCCUUCUAGGUAAUAUCGUCCUUAGGUAUCUGAUCGCUCGUACUUAUCGCAAAUAUGCGCGCCUCCUUAGCUUCGCUCGCGUUCCUUUCCGAGCUGCUCACCGUGGCCCUCUCGGCCGACGUAGACGCUUGGAAAUCUAGGAACAUCUACUUUGCGCUGACAGACCGUGUCGCUCGGAGCAGCGAUGACACUGGAGGCAAUGCAUGCGGUGACCUCUCGACUUACUGUGGUGGCACUUUUAAGGGCCUCCAAUCAAAGCUCGACUACAUUGCUGGUAUGGGCUUCGAUGCUAUUUGGAUUACACCUGUAGUUACAAACAGCGACGGGGGUUAUCACGGAUACUGGGCGACGGAUCUAUAUGGCAUCAAUUCGAACCAUGGUACAGCGGACGACCUGAAAGCUCUGGUUAGCGCUGCGCAUGAAAAGGGCAUCUACAUCAUGGUUGAUGUGGUCGCGAACCACGUGGGCCCAUCCAACCUCGAAGAUCGCAAGCCAGAGCCACUAAACCAAGCCAGCUCCUAUCACUCGCAAUGCGAUAUCAACUAUUCCGACCAGAACAGUGUGGAAAACUGCUGGAUCGCUGGCCUGCCUGACCUGAACACGCAAAGUUCAGAGAUCCAGACCGUCUACCAGGAUUGGAUCAAAUGGCUUGUAUCGGAGUAUAGCUUCGACGGUGUUCGCAUCGACACGGUGAAGCAUGUCGACAAGGACUAUUGGCCGGGAUUCUCCAGCGCUGCCGGAGUCUACACGAUCGGCGAGGUCUUCGACGGUAACCCGGAUUACGUCGCGGGCUACGCUAGUCUCAUGUCUGGAUUGCUGAACUACCCCAUAUAUUACCCGAUGAACAACUUCUACCAGCAGACGGGUUCGAGCCAGGCCCUUGUCGACAUGUUCAACCAGGUCAGCUCGUCAUUCCCCGACCCUGCGGCGCUAGGCUCGUUCCUCGACAACCACGACAAUCCGCGAUGGCUAAGCUCGAAGAACGACCUUGCUCUGCUCAAGAACGCUCUCGCCUACGUCAUCCUUGCUAGGGGUAUUCCUAUUGUGUACUACGGUACAGAGCAGGCGUACGCUGGUGGUAACGACCCCGCCAACCGUGAAGACCUCUGGCGCAGCAAUUUCGAUACCAAUGCCGAAAUCUACCAAGCCAUAUCUAAGCUAUCCGCCGCUAGGAAAUCGGCUGGUGGACUAGCUGGUAACGACCAGACCCAUCUGUAUGUUGCGGAUACUGCUUACGCCUGGAGCCGAGCUGGUGGCAACCUAGUUGUUCUCACCACCAACAGUGGAUCUGGAUCGAGCGGACAGCACUGCUUUAACACGCAGGCUCCUAACAGAUCGUGGAACAACACUUUCAGCACUGGAUCCUACACUUCGGACGGAGACGGAAAUGUGUGCUUGAAUGUUAGCAACGGCGAGCCAGUCGUGCUAGUUGCAUCUUAAAAUCGCGCGCGGUGUGGAGCAGCUGAAAUACUACCUUAGAUGCCUGCCUAUUUAGGGUACGCGGGGACAAAAUGUAACAGUAGCGUGUUUAAUGUAUAUAGGACUUGGUUUGAAAUAAAAUAACAAAGCUGAGCUACUAAAUAAAGCAAGCCUUCCAACAUA